Molecule: messenger RNA, 780 nt
Organism: Vigna unguiculata (cowpea)
Lineage: Eukaryota; Viridiplantae; Streptophyta; Magnoliopsida; Fabales; Fabaceae
Source: RefSeq, a predicted model, not a curated record
UGUUUUUGAAAAAAAAGAAAAAUCUCACGCAGCUUUAUCCUUUUCUGCUGCAGCUUCGAACAAACCCAUUUCUUUCUUCACACCAUCUACACAAUAGUUGUUUUGAGCCACACCCAUUUCCAAGCUUCAACUUUUACCCAAAGCUUCUUUUCCAGUUAUCAACUCAAAGGUACUCCUUAUUAUCUCCGUCUAGCAAAUAAGUGUGGUAGAUGGAAUCUACAAACUCAAGAGUCAAUGUUUCAAAUUCCAGACAAUCUUCUAAGCAGCUUCUGUUUGACCGUCGCUAUGGAUGGGUAAUCGAUGAGUGGAAAGACCCAGCAGAGGAAGCACUUGAUGGAGGCAGAGGAAUGUUUUGCAUACUGCCACUUGCCAAAGCCUUGGUGCAGAAGGCCUCACAAUCAAUAAAUUUUGCAGUAAUCUCGGUCAAAAAAGCUUCAGAAAAGCCAGAACUGUUUUCCCCUCAAAUGCUGCAGAGUAAUCUAGAUGACGGUGUUAAGAGUUUUAUGACAUUUUUCAAAAACAUUGGGAGUAAAGGUUUCAUCCUCAACAAGAAUUCUGAGUCACAUGCCUCCAAUAGCUCUUCCCUCUCACAUACAGAAAGCAAUGGAUGAAGAAACAAAGUUUGUUUGUUAUCAAUUUUUUUGUUCUAAUACAACCAUAUUGGAAUGCUUUAUGAUAAUUGUCGGAGUGUAGAAUUUAGUUGAUCAUCAAGAGAAAAAUAUUAUAACUGGCUAGAAACGACAACUAAUUGGAUGCCAUUUCGGCGUUUUUGAUUGGCAA